Messenger RNA from Phragmites australis (common reed), 2943 nucleotides. Its product is annotated as ATP-dependent zinc metalloprotease FTSH 9, chloroplastic/mitochondrial. Gene Ontology annotation, cellular component: membrane; chloroplast thylakoid. Bases 128 to 2437 code for a protein of 769 amino acids. Gene Ontology annotation, molecular function: ATP binding; ATP-dependent peptidase activity; metalloendopeptidase activity. Gene Ontology annotation, biological process: proteolysis. The record is from RefSeq and is a predicted model, not a curated record. The transcript has 17 exons. Lineage: Eukaryota; Viridiplantae; Streptophyta; Magnoliopsida; Poales; Poaceae.
GAUAAGGCUGCUCCUCGCGUCCACUAAAACCGAGACCCACCAGAGUAAAAAGGAAAAAAAGGGGAACUCCUCUCUCCAAGUCACGCGCCUCCCACCGCGCCGGCGCCGGCCGCCCUCCUCCGCCGCCAUGAGCGCGCUCCAGGCUUCCCUCCUCCUCCGCCCGCUCCCCUCGCCCCUGCCCCCGCGGCGCCGGUUGCCACUCCCCUCAGCCUCCGCCUCCGCCUCCGCAUCCUUCCCCCGCGCGCCCCCGCACCGCCGUGCCCCGCUCUGCCUCCGCGCAUUGGCACCCGACGCGCCGCAGCCCGCCGCCCCGGAGCCUCCCGCGGCUGCCUCCUCGGCUUCGGCGGCGGCCGAGCCGGAGGCCACGAUGGCUUCCGCGCCCGCGGCGAAGGGCGGGAAGGAGGAGCUGGAGGACCUGGUGGAGAAGGCUAGGGCGUGGGCCGUGGCUGUCGCGGCCGCGGUGGUGGCCGCGAUGAGGAGGUUCGUCAACUGGGUGGUGUCGGGGGACUGGAUGAGCUGGUGGCCCUUCUGGCGGCCCGACCGGCAACUGCAGCGGCUGAUCGACGAGGCGGACGCCAACCCCAACGACGCAGCCAAGCAGAGCGCGCUUCUCCACGAGCUCAACAAGUUCAGCCCUGAAGAUGUCAUUAAAAGGUUUGAGCAAAGAAGCCAUGCUGUGGAUAGCAGGGGGGUUGCAGAGUACCUUCGGGCACUUAUUCUCACCAAUGCAAUUGCUGAUUACCUUCCAGAUGAACAGUCUGGGAGGUCUGCAAGUUUGCCAGCCCUGUUGCAAGAAUUGAAGCAACGUAUAUCUGGGAAUGAGGACAAGCCUUUCAUGAACCCUGGAAUGUCAGAAAAGCAACCAUUACAUGUUGUAAUGGUUGACCCCAAAGCUACAGGUAGAUCAACACGGUUUGCUCAAGAGAUCUUCUCAACUAUCUUGUUUACAAUCGCUGUUGGGGUAAUGUGGGUGAUGGGUGCUGCUGCGCUUCAAAAGUAUAUUGGUAGCUUAGGUGGAAUUGGGGCACCCGGUGUUGGUUCUAGUUCAUCAUAUUCCCCAAAAGAGUUGAAUAAGGAUAUCAUGCCAGAGAAGAAUGUCAAGACAUUUAAAGAUGUCAAAGGUUGUGAUGAUGCAAAAAAGGAACUUGAGGAGGUAGUUGAGUAUCUCAAAAACCCUACAAAGUUUACUCGCCUUGGUGGAAAACUACCGAAGGGAAUACUAUUGACUGGUGCUCCGGGUACUGGAAAGACACUACUUGCAAAGGCUAUUGCUGGAGAAGCUGGUGUACCAUUCUUUUACCGAGCAGGUUCUGAAUUUGAGGAAAUGUUUGUUGGUGUUGGUGCUCGGAGAGUGAGGUCUUUGUUUCAAGCGGCAAAGAAAAAGGCACCAUGCAUUGUCUUCAUUGAUGAAAUAGAUGCCGUGGGUUCAACUAGAAAACAGUGGGAAGGGCACACAAAGAAAACAUUGCAUCAACUCCUUGUUGAGAUGGACGGGUUUGAACAAAAUGAGGGAAUUAUUGUAAUGGCUGCAACAAACUUGCCAGACAUUCUUGAUCCAGCACUCACGAGACCUGGUAGAUUUGAUAGACAUAUUGUUGUCCCAAGCCCAGAUGUGCGGGGUCGCCAAGAGAUCCUGGAGCUCUACUUGCAAGACAAGCCAGUGGGCAAUGAUGUAGAUAUCAAUGCAAUUGCCCGUAGUACUCCUGGCUUUAAUGGGGCCGAUCUAGCAAACCUGGUAAACAUUGCAGCGAUUAAGGCUGCGGUUGAAGGGGCUGACAGGUUGACCGCUGCAGAGUUAGAGUUUGCCAAAGAUCGUAUUAUCAUGGGAACUGAGAGAAAAUCAAUGUUCAUAUCUGAUGAGUCGAGAAAGCUUACUGCCUACCAUGAAAGUGGGCAUGCUAUUGUUGCACUCAACACCCAGGGUGCUCACCCCAUUCACAAGGCAACUAUCCUUCCUCGUGGGUCUGCCCUUGGAAUGGUCACGCAACUCCCCUCACAGGAUGAGACUUCUAUUAGCAAGAAACAACUCCUGGCACGUCUUGAUGUUUGCAUGGGUGGAAGGGUUGCUGAAGAGCUCAUCUUUGGGGAAGACAAUGUUACAACUGGGGCAAGAAAUGAUCUUCAUACUGCAACAGAGCUUGCUCAGUACAUGGUAUCAAACUGUGGGAUGAGUGAUGCUAUUGGUCCUGUGCAUGUGAAAGAACGGUCAAGUGUAGAGAUGCAAUCAAGGAUAGAUGCCGAGGUGGUGAAGCUCCUAAGAGAAGCUUAUGAGCGGGUCAAGCGUUUGCUUAAGAAGCAUGAGAAGCAAUUACAUGCUUUAGCAAAUGCGCUACUGGAGCGCGAAACACUUACUGCAGAUGAGAUCAACAAAGUAGUUCAUUCCUACCAAGAAGAACCCCAGCUUUCCUUCCAAGAUGAAGAAUUUGCCCUCACUUAAAAGAUUCUUUUGUUGCAUCACGACAGUAGUCACCAACUGUGAAAUGUAAAUCCAUGUACAUUAAGUGGCGCCUAGAUAAACCAUGGAAGUUCUUUCAGUUCUCCCCUUCUGUAAAAUGGGGUGCAACACCUAUGGUGCAUUUUCUUCUCGGCACCGUUUGACGAACAGACAAGGAACCAGAAGAUGAGAAGAGUGGUGUUUCAAAGGGUGGCGCGUGCUUAUGGAUCAUUGAUGCGAUGAAAGACCUGCCAUGGCGUCCGUCAAGCUUUGGGUUGCAAAGCCCUCCAUACUUUUGAUUUUGCUAGGAGAGAAAUAUAGGUGUAACAUUGCAUAUUCUGAAUGCUAGGUUCCUGGUUAGGGUGACAUGUUUUUACCAUGUUCUUAUUACCUUUUUCUUGACAUUUGUUGUAAGGAAAACGUACAUAUAGCGGUUGGUUCUAUGGUGAAACAGUACACCUGCAGUGUAUUCAUAUUGCUAACAUGGACUUUGAAUGGCUUGUGUGUUC